Molecule: messenger RNA, 5564 nt
Organism: Bacillus rossius redtenbacheri
Lineage: Eukaryota; Metazoa; Arthropoda; Insecta; Phasmatodea; Bacillidae
Gene: Cht6
Exons: 19
Coding region: 130-3807 (1225 amino acids)
Biological process (GO): chitin catabolic process; carbohydrate metabolic process
Cellular component (GO): extracellular region
Molecular function (GO): chitin binding; chitinase activity
Source: RefSeq, a predicted model, not a curated record
ACCAGCGCGCAACCGGGCGCCCGCUAACCAAGUGUUCCCGCGCGCGCGCGGACCUCCAGAAACGCGCAGUUACGUCACUCUGCUUCGCGAGGGACUGACCCACGACCAGAGGAGGUCCCUGCCAGCAAGAUGCGGCUGCUCCAGUGGCUGCUGUGGGCCUGUGUAGCCGCGGCCACCGCACAUGAGCACGCGCUGUCCAAGAGGGAGGCCUCCAGCCAGCGCGUGGUCUGCUACUACACCAACUGGUCCGUGUACCGACCCGGCACGGCCAAGUUCUCGCCGCAGAACAUCAACCCCUACCUCUGCACGCACCUCAUCUACGCCUUCGGCGGCCUCAGCCGCGAGAACGGGCUGCGGCCCUACGACAAGUACCAGGACAUCGAGCAAGGCGGCUACGCCAAGUUCACGGGCCUCAAGACCUACAACAAGCAGCUCAAGACGAUGCUGGCCAUCGGCGGCUGGAACGAGGGCUCGGCGCGCUUCUCGUCGCUGGUGGCCGACGAGGAGCGGCGCGCAGAGUUCGUGAGGAACGCGGUGCGCUUCCUGCGGCAGAACCACUUCGACGGCCUGGACCUGGACUGGGAGUACCCGGCCUUCCGCGACGGCGGCAAGCCCCGCGACCGCGGCAACUACGCCCUCCUCGUGCAGGAGUUGCGGGAAGAGUUCGACAGGGAGCACUUGAAGACGGGCAGGCCUCGGCUGCUGCUGACGAUGGCCGUGCCCGCCGGUAUAGAGUACAUCGACAAGGGAUACGACAUUCCCAAACUCAACAGGUACCUGGACUUCAUGAACAUCCUCAGCUACGACUACCACUCGGCCUUCGAGCCGUCGGUCAACCACCACGCGCCGCUGUACCCCAUGGAGGAGGAGAACGAGUACAACUUCGACACCCAACUGUGCAUCGACUACACCGUCAAGCACCUGGUGGAGCUGGGCGCGGACCGCGACAAGCUGGUGGUCGGCAUCCCCACGUACGGCCGCUCCUACACGCUGUUCAACCCGGACGCCACGGAGAUCGGCGCGCCCGCCGACGGCCCGGGCGAGCAAGGCGACGCCACGCGCGAGAAGGGCUACCUCGCCUACUACGAGAUCUGCGAGAACCUGGAGAAGCACGACUGGCAGGUGGAGAAACCCAACCCCUCGGCGAUGGGGCCGUACGCCUUCAAGGACAACCAGUGGGUCGGCUACGAUGACGAGGACAUCAUCAGGAUGAAGGCCCGCUACGUGAGCGAGAACGGACUCGGGGGCAUCAUGUUCUGGGCGAUCGACAACGACGACUUCCGCGGCAAGUGCCACGGGCGGCCCUACCCGCUCAUCGAGGCCGGCAAGGAGGCCAUGCUGUCCGCCGGCGCGCUGACCAACGAGGUGUCGGAGGGCGCGCGGCCGGCGUCCAAGGGCUCGCCGCGGACCAGGGCGCACUCCGGCGGCGGCCAGUCAGGCAGGAGCCGCGGCCGCAAGCGCAAGAACAAGAACCGCUCCGGCACCACUUCCACCACCACCACCAGCACCACCCGGAGGACUCCGGCGGCGACCAGCACCACGCCCAAGUACGUGACCCCGGAGCCGCCCACCACGCCGGACCCGGGCAGCGACUUCAAGUGCAAGGACGAGGGCUUCUUCCCGCACCCCAGGGACUGCAAGAAGUACUUCUGGUGCCUGGACAGCGGGCCUUCGAACCUGGGCAUCGUGGCGCACCAGUUCACCUGCCCCUCAGGCCUGGUGUUCAACAAGGCGGCCGACUCGUGCGACUACGCGCGCAACGUGAUCUGCAAGAGCAAGCCCAAGGCGGAGGGCUCGACCACCGCCAGACCCCCUCCCUCCACCACCACGAGCACCACGAGCCGUGCCACGCGGCGUACCACCACCACCACCACCACCACAACCACCACCACGCCGCCGCCCGAGGAGGAGUACGAGGACGAGGAGUACGAGGACGAGGAGGAGGAGGAGGGUGCGGGAGGGGACGAGGAGGACCCCAAGGUCAUCCAGGAGCUCAUCAACCUCAUCAAGAAGCUGGGCGGAGUGGAGCAGCUGGAGAGGCAGCUGCAGAAGCAGGACAAGGAGGGCGCAGGCGAGGCGGCGGGCAUCAGCCGCAGCCUCUACGACAAGGUGCUGGCCCGCACCGCCGCCGCCGCCGUGGGCGGCUCUGGGCGCGGCGCCGCGCUCUACGGUUCCUCCACCCCCGCCCCCAGGGAGGCGUCCACCAAGUACACUUCCAUUUUCCGAAACAGGCAAAGAGGACCACAGAACGAAGGACUAGAAGAGACUCGAACGAAGUUUGAACGUCCGAAAUAUGUUACCAUUCAGAGAAACAGACCUUCCACAACUGCCCCGGAGACAGAGGACGAUGAAGAUCUGGACGACGAUGAAUAUGAUGAUGAUGAGGACGAGGGGGAGGAGAAACCUGUGGCAGAAAAGCCCGAGACGUCGAGGGCGGCUGCCAGGGAAUACGUGAACAUCCGUCGCGAGAGGCCUCAGAGAGUGGAGGAAACCGACGCCACGACCCCUAAAUACACAACGAUCCAGAGAAACAAAUCACGCCCAGUCGAAGAAAACGAACCAGAUGAACAAGAGACGCCUAAAACGUCUCCAGUUCGUAGUAGUGGUGAGAGUAAGAGUGACGACGAAGAAGAAUUUCCUGCAGCCAGCAGUGAUACUGAUGUGGAAAAAUCCCCUAAAGAAAUACCUUCCCCUAAACGUCCUUCAAGGUUGAAUAUCAUUAACAAAAAGGGGAGGAAAGAGACGGAGGUAGUUCCGGAGGUCGAGAAGGAAACAGAAGCACCUGUAGUCAAGGCGAGCCCCGUGAACAUCACGACGAGGCCGUUCGGCCGACAGCGAACGCCGGGCACCUUGUUCAGCCCCCGGCAGAGGCAGCGGGCCACCACGCCGCUCCCGGCGGCGGCGGCGGAGGCCGCGACCACGGCCGCCCCCAGGCAGUCCUCCGGGGCCCAGAGGCGGGUGGUGAAGAGGAGGAAGUUCGGCCCCCGCGGCCAGUCCACCACCGGGGCGCCUCAGCCCGCCGCGACGAGCCCAGGGGCUGAGGACCCCCAGACCCAGGGAACGACGAGCAGGGGCGAAGCGGCGGCGACGACGACGACGGCGGCGGCUCCCGCGCGCAAGUUCGCGUUCCCCAGGCGGCGGCCGGCGGCGGGCGACGACCCGCCCACCACGGCGACCCCGGCGACGGCGGAGGGCGACGCCGUGGUGCAGCCGUCGGCGCUGGUGGAGGACACGCGGGCGCCCGGCGAGGCGCUGCCCGACCUGGCGCACCCGGCCGUGGCGGCCAUCGCGCAGCUCGCCACGCAGCCGCCGCCCCCGGGGGCGGCGCCGGAGGCGGGCGAGGCAUUGACCAGGGCGGCCGCCCCGCAGCCCACCGUUGUUGAAGGUGCUCCGCCGCCCGCGCGGCCGGCCAGGAGGUUCACCAGCACCGCGGCCCCCGCCAGCGCCGCCCCCCUGAGGCGCCAGCCGCUGAGGCCGCGGCCCUUCUCGAAGGUGGUCGCGCCGGCGCCCGCCCCCGCCGCCCGGACGGCCCAGCCGCCGCCCGACUACGACUACUACGACGAGGGCGUCGAUGACGCCGGGGUCGCCGUCGGCGGCAGCAAGGUGAAGGUGCACGACGACGGCUACAUCGAGUGCCUGGACCAGGGCAACUUCCCGCACCCCUACUCGUGCAAGAAGUUCAUCUCGUGCGCCAAGAUGGAGAGCGGCGGGCUGCUGGGCUGGGAGUACACCUGCCCCAGGCAGCUCAGCUUCGACCCGGUGGGCGGCAUCUGCAACUGGUCCGCCGGCCUGGGCUGCAAGGAGUGAGUCCUGAGUCCCUGUGGCCCGCGGCGCGUCACGGACGAGACCAGAACUCCGCGGGGGCACACCUGAUCGCGACUUUAUUUAUGAAGAACCGCAACCCUUUCCGUCACCAGCAGCUCAUCCAAGAGCGAGAGUUAUUGCGAUCAUCCCGGGAGUGGUCCACUGAAGAUCGUCUCACGCUUUGGAUAAAGACAGUGACUGCGACAACUUCAUUACACUGUGUUGUAGUUUUAACCCUCCUUGGACCACGUUGAGCUCUUGCGGUGUGCAGAGUGGGUUCGGUUGUGUGACUUUGAAGCUGUGCGAUGGUGCGUUACCAAUUCGGAAAAGAGAAGAAUUUCCUUCUUCUUUUUAUUUUAGACCAGAUUAAAGUAUCGAGCUCGUCGUAAACAUGCUCUGUUGAAUAAUGAAUAUUUCUUCGCAAGAAUCUUAUCUUAAAUUCAGAAAAAAAAAUUUUUGGUCGAAGUAUUUUUUCUAACAUUAGAAACCACACAAAAAUAAAUCUGGAAGUGGUCAUUUCAACAGGUAUAAUUUUUGCCGCCGUACAAGAAGCUUGCAGAGUGUAACUUAAGCUAUAAGCUCUUAUUACAUUUUUCGCGUGGUAUAUUUACUCCGACUACAAAUACAAAAUUAACUACUAUCUGAAGAACUCGUAGAAAUAAAAACUUAUGAUUGACCAUUCUUACAAGCAAAAGACGUUAGUUUUACAGUAUCAUGUAAGCGUGGCUGAAAGUUUAUGAAAAAUUUUGAACAGGUGUAUUAUGUAGGCUAACUUGCAACAAAUAUCCCACUCAUUUGGCAAGAAUAAAUUACUUCUUGUGUCUUUUUCUUUGUAUCGUUAUAGUGUGGUUUCUAAUAUUUGAAAAUUACGUAAACAUGUAUACUAGUAUUUACAUGUUAAUUUUAUUUUGAUUGAGCAUUUUCAACAGUGCUUGUUGGGAGAUUUUGGGCAUUUUACUUGAUUUCUCAAGAGUUUAACAUCACAGUUUUCCCGGAAAAUCAUCACGAAGACAAUGAUUUUGUUUGAAUAGUAUCUCCAGUUUAGAUAAACACUAUUUUUCAGUGAUAUCAUUCUGUGCGCCUAGAGAAACUAGAUAAAUAAACAUUAUCUUACGUGAAAUGUAUAGAACACAAAUUAAGAAUUUAUGAAAUGUAGAUAAUAAUAUUUUUCACAUAAUAUGUGGGUUGUUUGAAUGAUCCUAAAACUCCAUUAUAGUAAUCUAACUAAUUUUGUAAAUACUUAUUUUCAGUUUAAAAAAUAUAUGAAAUGUGAAUACCAGUCCUAUUUAAUUUUUGAAAGUGUAUUAAAUGCGUUCAGUAAAACAUCAAAUUUUGUCACUUUAAUUCAUACAUAAUUGGAAAGUUUUGCUGGUUAAUUACUAAAGCUUAACUCUUCAGAAAUAUAUUUUGUGCUUUUUGUUAACACUGUGUUUCUUAUUAUAAAUGGAAGAGAUUUCAUCUUAGUAGCUGAGCUAUUUUUACUAUCAUUGCAAUGAAAGUUUUCAUUACGUAAAACAAAAAAAAAACAAAAAAUAUGUAGUCAAUUUUAUAUAAUUUAUAAUUGUUUAAUUUUUAUUAUUUGUUGUUUUUGAAGAUAACAUUGAACGAAUGCAUCACACAUGAGAAAAUUAUUUUCUUGUUUCUUCAAUAAAAUUCCUGAAAUAAAUUUCGAUUUGAUUUUUGUAAAAAAAAUGCCACUUAUGGCUGUACAUAACAUGUUAUUUAAAUGUGUAAAAUUUUGCGAUGAAUAAAAAGUAUGU